This is a messenger RNA of Ochlerotatus camptorhynchus, 1780 nucleotides long. RefSeq names its product isoprenylcysteine carboxylmethyltransferase ste14 (gene ste14). The coding region runs from base 337 to 1197 and encodes 286 amino acids. The transcript is spliced from 5 exons. Gene Ontology annotation, molecular function: protein C-terminal S-isoprenylcysteine carboxyl O-methyltransferase activity. Gene Ontology annotation, cellular component: endoplasmic reticulum; membrane. NCBI's taxonomy places the organism in Eukaryota, Metazoa, Arthropoda, Insecta, Diptera, Culicidae. Gene Ontology annotation, biological process: C-terminal protein methylation. The record is from RefSeq and is a predicted model, not a curated record.
AGCUGGUUGUAUUUUGUGAAAAAUUAGCAUCUAUUGUAAUGUAAUAAAAAUUCUUGGUUUAUACCAUUGCCGCAGUUAGUUGUGCGUGUUGGUCGAAUGUUGAGAGACUAGAUUCGUUUGAAGCAGUUGUAGUUGUUGUUAAAGCACAAUGUUUACUUUUCGAUCAGGAUCGAUAUAUUCAGGUAGAACGUAAUCAAAACAGCACAACGAGAGUGUGCGAAGUAUGUUAUUGUCAAUCGAUAUUCUAAUAAAAAUCAGUAAUUUAAAGUUAAAAAGUUCACGCGUUCUGGUAAACAAAAACAGUAGUGAGUAAUUUAGAGUUUAAAGUGCUGUACGAUGCUUUGCUACGAAGGUAAGCUAAGCCUGUACUGCUUCGCCAGUUCAGUUUUCAGCCUUGCGUUAUUGUGGAUCUUUUUCGAUUUGGGUGUGUUUGCCGGAGAGGUACAAUUCUGGGUCAAAGUCGGUUUUCUCGGUGCCUACUAUUUGGUGCUGAACGUGAUCAUCCGGUUGAAAUUCAACACCAAAGACUAUCAGAUUGCAGUUCGAGCAACGUUCUUGGGAGCGGUUUUCGCAUUGGGGGUCAUCAUCUUCCAAAACUGUGACGAUGAGUACAAAUCGUUCGGGGUGUACGUCACGCUGAUGUCGGUAUUUCAUUAUUCGGAAUAUCUCGGUAUAGCGUUCUGUAAUCCGAAAACGCUGUCGCCAGAUUCGUUCAUCCUGAAUCAUUCGAUUCACUAUGCCCUGGCGGCGACGGCCAGCUGGGUGGAGUACUUCGUCGAGGUAUACUUUUUCCCUGAAAUCAAAACCUACCGACUGUUGUGGUUAAUUGGCUUGGUGCUUUGUUUCACUGGAGAAAUCCUGCGUAAACUAGCCAUGAUCACGGCGAGUAACAAUUUCAGUCACAUUGUUCAGUUCGAGCGCCAUCAGGGCCACGAGCUGGUAACUCACGGUGUGUUCAGUCUAAUGAGGCAUCCUUCGUACGUGGGAUGGUUCUGGUGGUCAAUCGGGACGCAGGUCGUCAUGGCGAACCCAGUUUGCUUCAUCAUCUACACCCUCGCUAGCUGGAAGUUCUUCCACGAUCGGAUUUUCAUGGAGGAAAUCACGUUGCUGAAUUUCUUCGGCGAGGAUUACUACAAGUACCAGCAACGGGUGCCCACGGGACUGCCAUUCAUUAGAGGCUUCAAGGUGGACCUGUGAUGUUUGGAGAACGAUCAUCCUCGUGAAGGGAACGGGGACGAAGGGGAUAGGAACGAACAGGAUCUGCCAUUGCCUGAUGAGACUGACCAAUGGGCAACGAGCAGCGGUGGUGGAGGAAAGCGAAGGAAUGAAAGUAUGAGGAUCACGUUGAAGGACAGUGACCAGGAGGAGGAGGAGGAGGACGAGGAUGAUCGUAGGAAUAUGACCGGGAGUUUUUACCACGGUCGCAAUCGACGCUAUUCCGGUAGCUAUGACAAUGUGUACGAGGAGUCGACGGUGGUUUAAAGGGUAAAGGGAGAGUGAUAGUGGAGUGUGUUAGGACUUUUUUUUUCUAUUGAUUCGAUUGUUUUUUUUUAUACUCACACAUUUUUGUUCCGUACUGCUGAUUGGUUGAAUAAUUUUCAACUUUAAAGUCGAAAAAGCACAGUUGUCGAAUAAGGAAAACUAUAGUCAUUAGAUUAGGGAGCUGUGAAAAUUGUAAAUUUAUUAUCUGUCUCGAAAAUAUUUUCUUUCGGCGAUUGAGGUUGGCAUGCACUUAGCAGUGAAUGUUUUCUCUUCGGUGCAUACCACCCUAAAUUGCGAA